Molecule: messenger RNA, 4138 nt
Organism: Paramuricea clavata
Lineage: Eukaryota; Metazoa; Cnidaria; Anthozoa; Malacalcyonacea; Plexauridae
Source: the annotation of a GenBank genome assembly
AAGUGCAACACUUUAGUUUACAGUUGCGAGGACACAGGUAUAGAAAUAGAGCGAGCAGUACAGCAGUGAGGAAACAAUGAGUACAAUAAAAGCACGUUUGGUCAACCGUCAUGGCUAUUACCUGGAAGUCCAAAGUAAUGGAACAAUAACUUCCAAUGUGAAAGGAGACAGUUUGUAUGGUAAGAAAUAGUAAGGAUGCUUUUUGGCGUUGUGUUUCGUUUGUUUUCCACACACGAAAAUUUAUUCUACAUUUUGCAUUUACGCUGUACAAACACACACUAAAGCAUCUAAAUGAUAAGUUUUGUCACCUGGUAUAAGUAUUUUCUAUAUUAUUUGAAAUAAAUGAUACCAUGUAGGAAUUAGCCUGGCUUAAAAAGCUCCCAUUCGUUUCUAUAUGGACCAUAUACCACAAUAUAUAUCACAAUACUCUAGACGUGGAUACAAGCAUUACUGCAUCAGGAUAUGCAUUUUGUCUCCAUGCCGUUUUCUGCAAUUUUGUGCCAUAUAGUAUAUAUAGCCUAUCUAACACUUCUGGAAUACUACGAAACAACAUGCAGUCACAUUAACAAUACUUAUCACCGGACUUAAAAUUUUUCUUCGUUGUACUCUGAAUCAGCAAUGCACCGUAGAAACAUACACAUAUUUACCAUUUUCCUUUAAGGUAUUCUCGAAUUUCAAACCACAAAUUUUGGAGAGAUGACAAUCAAGGGAAAAGAAACUAGUCUGUAUAUUUAUGUCAAGCCUGACGGAUCACUUGCAACAACAGUAAGUAUUUAAUAUCUUACAUUCAGGGACUUACACUGACCAGAACCUAUAUUUAAUAGUAACUGUUCCUACCCUAUAUCAUCAUGGAUUUGGGUACGAGACGAAAUGCACCAAAAAUAAUCUGGAACAUUUUCAGAUUGAUUUUUUCCAUAAGCAAUGCAUUUUCAGCAUUAUCAUCAUAAUCUUCGCUUUUUUCUUUCAGAAAACGAAUAAUACGGGAACAAAUACUCUUUCCUGGGCAGAACAGAAAACAAAACAAAUGUUCUCUACAUUUUCAUCGGUAUCGAUUGGAAAUUAUCUCAGUAUUAGAAACAACGGGAAAGUGAAAACGGCCAAGAAAUCUUCUGCUCAACUGGGACGAAGUGAAAUGUGGUUUGUCCAAACAGUCUAAGCACUUCGAUACAGCGAUACUCGAGUAUUACAUUUCAUUGCGUUGAAAACUUUUGAAUAUUUAUUAUAAACAUAUUUAUUAUAAGUAGUUAAUAACCUCCACUGUAUUAUAGUAGUGUGAAUGGAAUAAAUUGCAGUAAAAAAGAAUCGCUGGAUUUUUGCAUUUAUUAGAACGAAGGGAUACAUAUAUGUACAAUAUAAUCACAUGGAUUAAGAAUUCAAAAGGCAGAAAUGAAUGACGAUUGACAAAUGGUAAAUAUAUUAGAUAUCAGGGAGCUUAAAGCAAGCGACCCAUCGGGCACACGACGUUGUUUCAACGUUGAAAUUUGGUAGAAAAAAGGUUGCGACGUCGAGAACCUAAUAUCUACGUUGCUCAGACGUUGUUUUACAAACAUUGGUUCAACAGCAGCCAACAGACGUUGAAUUAACGUUCAUUCAUGGUUAAAUGUACGACGUCGAUUUGUGAACCAAUCUCAACGUUGUUUUAACGUGGAUUCAACGUUGAAUUAUGGUUGACGAGAUUGGCAACCUAAUUUCAACGUUGUUUCAACGUCGAAACAGUAACGUCGAUCCAAUUUGCAUAGUCAACCCUUGUUCAACGUCUAUCCAACGUCUGGAAGGUCAUUUCCAACGUUGAUUCAACGUUGGAUAAACGUCAUUUUGCCCGCUGGGGACGUUUUGUUAACACGACGUCAGAUUUCAAAGUGUCGAGGGGGGCUGGAUUAAAAACUGUGUUUGUGUGAGGUUGUGUUUUUGCUUCCUUAUACGAGCUCUGGUGCAAAAUGCCGUCAAAAUUAGUUACACCAAUUUUCGAGUGACGUCCGUGUUGAGAAAGACGUCGCCUGCAUGCAGUGGCGGAAACUAAGGGGGGAGGGGCAAGGGGGGGGGGCGAUUGCCAUAUUAUUGUCUUCAUAGCAUGCACUGAACCGAAGAUAUAAACAUACAAAGUCGUCAGCUCCUAGAAGUUGACAUGCGUGGGACUUGCCGAGAAAGGGUCAGAAAGAGUUAAACCACCUUGCAAUUCCAUUCACAAGUGAUUUUCUCUGAAAUGUCGUUUUUUUAUGCUUGGCAUAUAAUUUAUAACAAAAUGCACCAUUAAAUUAAUGUUUUGAAAACUUGAAAUUUACAAAAUGUGCUCUAAGAAUGCUGCAAAUGCCAUUUCAAGGAUCCAAAUUCUAAAAAUUUUCUUUAGCAGCAUUCCCCCAUACUGUACACUGUACUCCCUAGAAAUCCCGUGCCUUUGGCACUCGCCCCCCUCCCCCAAUAUUUCGCAAAGCUUCCGCCACUGCUUGCAUGCUUAAGCUUAUUAUAUUACUGAGUUUCCAACCCAUUUUCGAUCACAGGGACCCAAUUCCGGGUCUUAUUGAAGUUAUGUAUUAGAAUUACGUAUGAAAUAUAUAGCUCAGUGUUGAAGCCUGCAAUUUGCGGGCUAACGCGCGCGUUGAAUACACAAUACAUAUAUUUUGUGUGUCUCAUUAAUAUUCAAAUUAUGAGGGCGAACUUAUUAAUAUUCACAGUAAUGUGGGCGAUUCAUUAAUAUUCAGAUAAUCAUUAAUAUUGAGAUAUAUAAGGUGAAACAUUAAUAUUCAGAUAUAACGGCGACCAUAAAUAUUCAAAUAUAUGGGGGCGACCUUAUUAAUAUUCACAUUAAUGCGGGCGACCUCAUUAAUAUUCUCACAUCCAUGAGGGCGAACCAUUAAUAUCACAUCAAUGAGGGCGAAUCCAUUAAUAUCACAUCAAUGAGGGCGUCGGCGAACCAUUAAUAUCACAUCAAUGAGGGAGAUCAAAUAUUCAGACGCAUAUGGGGUCUUCUCGAUUUACGGGUAAGCUUCCCACCUUGCUGGCUCUUAACUCAUCGAACUGAAAUAUCUGAAAAUUUGAUUGUGUGCAAAGCUUAUCAAAUACUCACAAAUUUCACAACUACCUAUUGUAUGGAAGACGAAAAAACCUAUAGAAGACGGCAAUCAUGAUCAUCUUGGUGGAUUUCAUUCCUGGUCGUAUCGAGUCAGAGAUCGUAAAGCUACUAAUAAUACGACAAGUUGUUGUUAAAACAAACCAAAAAACAAUAGACAUCAAAUAAUUGGAUAAAUAGGAUCAAUAAAACUAUAUCCUUGUAGUCCACUAUGUCGUAAGAUUGCUUUUUUACAGCCCAUGAUCAUCAUCCUGCACGGGUUGUAAAGAAAUUCUUCGUUUCCAUAUGACGUUGAUUCUAAAGUUUACUUUACCCGUUAUGGCGAAGUAGUUAAUUUUGUAUUUAUUGGUUUGUUUUAACAACAGCUUAUCGUAUUGUUGGUAUCAAUCUCUGACUCGAUACGACCAGGAAUAAAAUUUUUUUAUGUUUUAAAAAUCAACCAAGAUGGCGUCGAACAGGGGCGGCGGAACCGGGGGGGCUAGGAGGGCUACAGUAAAAGUGGGGGGGGGGGCUUAGCCCCCCCCAGAAGUAAAAGUGGGUUAGCCCCCCCCAGAAAAUUUAGUUUUUUGUGGAAAAAUGUUGAUAAUUAAGGAAAAAUUGAGGUUAUUUUUUGAAAAUUUAGGUAUAAGGGGAAAAAUUUGCAAUAUUUUGUUUAAAAAUUGUGUAUUUCCGGAAAAAAAUUUUGUUAUAUGUCCGGAAAAAUUUUUUUCAUCCCUUUUCUUGUAUAUGUCCGGAAAAAUUUUUGUACCCCUAAAAUGGUACACUGACCGAAAAUUUUUUGGCGACGGGGGGGGGGGGCGUUGGGGGGUCACAGGAAAAAAAUUUAGCCCCCCCCCCAGAAUGAAAUCUGUUCCGCCGCCGCUGGCGUCGAAUGCAUUAAUUAAUUGUUGUAGACGAACGUACCUAUACAGUAAUUCCAGACGUUUGAGGAUGUAUAUUAUUUUCAAGUGAAAACUUUCUAGUCCUUGGUUCAUAAGCAAUAAGUGAUACUGCAGGAUCUGAGGCUGUUACGCGAGCUUUCUGAAUUUCAGUUGGCCACAAUGAUUGCUGUAGAGUUCUAACCAGGAACCU